AUGUCUGAUCAUACUGUCGGAUUGAUUAACAAAAUACAAGAUGCACUUGUUUCCAUUGGCGGGAACGAAAGCCUUGAUUUGCCACAAAUCAUCACUGUAGGCGAACAAAGCUCAGGUAAAUCAUCUGUACUAGAACAUAUUGUUCAACGCGAUUUUUUGCCUCGAGGCAGUGGUAUUGUCACGCGAAGACCACUUGUAUUACAGCUUAUCACCAGCCAACAAAGCGACGAUCAUGCCGAGUUCUUACACUUGCCAAACCAGAAAUUCUUUGACUUUAGUCAAGUGCGUGCCGAGAUUGCAAAAGAAACAGACCGUGUAGCAGGAACAAGCAAAGGCAUGUCUCGUUCACCUAUUCACCUCAAGAUUUAUGCAAAAAAUGUUCUCAAUUUGACAUUAAUUGAUUUGCCCGGCCUAACAAAGAUCCCUAUAGGCGAUCAGCCUCAUGAUAUUGAUAUUCAGAUCAGAAAAUUAGUACUUGACUAUGUCUCCAAACCAAACAGUUCUAGUAUCAUUCUGGCUGUGACCCCUGCAAACACAGAUUUAGCCAACUCCGAUAGCUUGAAACUAGCCAGACAUGUUGAUCCUGCAGGUCAAAGAACCAUUGGUGUUUUGACCAAGUUAGAUCUUAUGGAUGUCGGCACACAUGCAUUGGAUGUUUUGACAGGAAAAGCAUUUCCAUUAAAGUUUGGGUUUGUGGGACUUGUGAAUCGAAGUCAGCAAGAUAUUGUCACCAACAAGACAAUGGAGGAAGCCAUCAAAUCAGAGCAACUAUUCUUUCGAAGCCACCCUUCUUAUCAAAGUAUUGCUGAAAAAUGUGGUUCUUUGUAUCUCUCAAAGCAAUUGAACACAAUUCUUGUGAGCCAUAUUCGACAAAAACUGCCUGAUCUUCGAUCUAAACUGAGUUCUAUUAUUGGCCAAACUCAGCAUGAAUUGUCACAAUAUGGUGAUCCUGCAUUCAAUGGAUCUAUGCAUCAAGGAACCUUGAUACUCAAACUACUGACUAUGUUUUCAAACGAGUUUAUUUCAUCUAUUGAAGGCACAUCCAACAUUUCAACAAAAGAGUUGUCUGGAGGAGCACGUAUUUAUUUUAUAUUCAAUUCAAUCUUUGGACAUGCACUUGACAGUAUACACCCUUGUUCCAAUCUAACAAAUGACGACAUUCGUACAGCUAUCCGAAACUGCACAGGACCUCGUUGCUCGCUAUUUGUACCAGAAGCGGCAUUUGAUUUAUUGGUGAGACCGCAAAUUAAGUUAUUAGAAGCACCUAGUUUGCGUUGUGUAGAUUUGGCUUUUGAAGAACUCUCCAAGAUUUGUCAUACGUGCGGCAAUAAGGAGAUUACACGAUUUCCCCAGUUACACACACAGUUGGUGGAAGUCGUUUCCAAUCUACUUCAAGAAAGAUUAACACCUACCUCUAACUAUAUCGAGAACCUGAUUACUAUUGAAUGUGCUUAUAUCAAUACAAAUCAUCCUGACUUUCCUGGUGCUUCAGGUGCCAUCAUGGAAUUACAAAAGAGACAUAAGGAAGAAGAAAAGGCAGAGAAAAAACGAAUUGUGCGUCAGCAAUUAACGAACCAUCAUUCUGAGGUCAAGACAACUCGCUCCAUGUCUAUCAGCUCCAUGGCUUCUUCCUCUACUUUGUCAGUAGAAUUAGAUGAUGAAAUCAAGGUCAAACAUACAAACAAAAACGACAAGGAAGUUGAACUAAUUCGUUAUUUAAUUACUUGUUAUUUCAAUAUUGUUCGGAAGUCUAUUCAAGAUUUAGUCCCUAAAGUCAUUAUGCAUUUAUUAGUCAACUUUACAAAAGAGAGUGUACAAAAUCGACUUGUGUCUACACUCUAUCGAGACGAACUCUUUCCAGAACUAUUGGAAGAAGAUCCUGCUAUUGCUUCAGAAAGAGAAAGAUGCAAAACCAUGUUGGAAGUCUACAAGAACGUAUUUGCGCUCAUUAGUGAAGCCAUGUAG
This is a messenger RNA of Gilbertella persicaria, 1965 nucleotides long. Its product is annotated as Dynamin central region-domain-containing protein. The transcript is spliced from 8 exons. Gene Ontology annotation, molecular function: GTPase activity; GTP binding; microtubule binding. The record is from RefSeq and is a predicted model, not a curated record. Gene Ontology annotation, cellular component: microtubule; cytoplasm; peroxisome. Lineage: Eukaryota; Fungi; Mucoromycota; Mucoromycetes; Mucorales; Choanephoraceae. Bases 1 to 1965 code for a protein of 654 amino acids. Gene Ontology annotation, biological process: mitochondrial fission; peroxisome fission.